AUGGAGGCUAGAAGGAAGGCUCUAGUAAGCUGUUGCAAGCAGUGGUAUGUCAGAAAAGAAAUACACUGGAAGCAGAUGUCGCGUUCAAAGCAUGUGAAGGAUAUGGAUAAGAACACCAUGUACUUCCAUAACUUGGCGUCGGCGAGGAGAAGAAACAAUAGACUUGAUACACUGGUAAUUAAUGGAAGGUUGAUAAGAAAUCAAGCUCGGAUCAAGAUUGCCAUAAGAGAUUUUUAUAAAGAUCUGUAUCACCAGGAGAGAUCACCGGUUGUGGGUUUCAGGAAUGGACUGGUAAAUCGGAUUACUGAAGAAGACUCGAUAGCUCUGGAGAGAAUACCGACAAUGGAGGAGAUUAAAGAAGCUGUUUGGGAUUGUGAAUCAUCCAAGGCUCCAAGGAGUGAUGGGUAUAACAUGAAUUUCAUCAAGAAGUGCUGGGAUGAGAUUGGGGCAAAGUUCAUGGCAGCUGUUCUGGAUUUCUUUCUAUCGUCAAGAUUGCCUUCUGAUUCCAACAUUACUUGGGUGGCCCUUGCACCUAAGUUCACCGGAGCAAAGGAGAUCAAGGACCUUCGGCCUAUCAGCAUGGUAGGUUGUGUUUAUAAAGUAAUCUCCAAGGUGAUGGUUAGGAGGAUGAGAUCAGUCAUGCCAGGUCUGGUAGGAGAGACUCAGAGCACAUUUGUGAAGGAUCGGAAAAUACAUGAUGGGACUCUUAUUGCAUGUGAAACAGUGCACUGUGCUACAGAAGAUGGGCUUUGGAUGGAGAUGGAGGGAAUGGGUGAAGGAGUGUAUUGGAUGAUAGGGGAGGCAGUUAGGAACAAACGGAUUCAGCCACUGCUGAUUGGAAAGGACAAUAUAGAGUUAUCACAUCUACAAUUUGCAGAUGAUACUAUAUUAUUCUGUCCACCAGAGGAGGAGACCAUCAGAAACUAUGCCAGGUUGCUAAGAUGCUUUGAGAUGAUGUCAGGGUUAACCAUUAACUUUGAUAAAUCAAGUUUAAUCCCAAUAAAUUACGAACAGCAAUGGUCCUACAAUAUGUGCAACUUAUUAGGAUGUAAGGAGGCCAGCCUUCCAAUCAGAUAUCUUGGCAUUUCCUUAGGAGCUAAUCUUAGACUGGUUAGGACUUGGAAACCGGUAAUUGACAAGGUUGAGGAGAAGCUCAGCUUGUGGAAGGCAAAAGUACUCAAUAAAGCGGGUAAGCUUGUCCUUAUUAAAUCUAUGUUAAAUAGCAUGCCGGUGUACUACUUGAGUCUGUAUAAGAUGCCGAAGGCAGUGGCAGAAAAGUUGAUAUCGUUGCAGAGGAGAUUCCUGUGGAGCAAGGAGGAAGGUAGAAAUGGUUUGCCACUUGUUAAGUGGGAGUUGGUUCAGGCACCUAAGAAGAUGGGAGGGCUGGGGUGGGUGAUGCAGUGA
This is a messenger RNA of Arachis ipaensis, 1404 nucleotides long. The record is from RefSeq and is a predicted model, not a curated record. NCBI's taxonomy places the organism in Eukaryota, Viridiplantae, Streptophyta, Magnoliopsida, Fabales, Fabaceae.